This is a messenger RNA of Jaculus jaculus (lesser Egyptian jerboa), 1275 nucleotides long. RefSeq names its product WAP four-disulfide core domain 1 (gene Wfdc1). The transcript has 7 exons. Gene Ontology annotation, biological process: regulation of cell growth. Gene Ontology annotation, molecular function: peptidase inhibitor activity. The coding region runs from base 314 to 970 and encodes 218 amino acids. NCBI's taxonomy places the organism in Eukaryota, Metazoa, Chordata, Mammalia, Rodentia, Dipodidae. Gene Ontology annotation, cellular component: extracellular region. The record is from RefSeq and is a predicted model, not a curated record.
AGGCAGGGCCCUUCCCAGCCACGUCGCCAGCCGCCGGGCGACCCCUCCUCCCGCUGCCCAGCCAUCCGAGCUGUAGGGCUGCACCCGGGCCACCGGAGCCUCUAGGGCCAGAGGUUACAGAGUUGGCUAAAAAUAACCAGGGGGCAACCACCCUGGAGGGAGCCAGGUGCCGGGUGAGCAGGACCCAGGAUCCCAGGUCCUGCGCACUCCUGUCCCUCUUGCAGGCCCCACCCAGCGCCAGGGUCCCUCCUCCCCUCUGGCCGGCUCCUGCACUCCUCUCCCAGGCCUGCAGGGUCGCGGGGCCCCGGAGGAAAUGCCUUCCACCGGCCGCGAGAUGGACAGCUGCGGGAGGAAGGUCCUCUGGGCUCUGGGCUUCCUGCUGCUUCUCGGAGCCGGCGCUGCCAAGAACAUCUGGGAGCGGGCGCUGCCCGCGCGGCUGGCGGAGAAGACGCGCGCGGAGGAAGGCGCCCCCGGAGGACCCCGGCAGCCUCGCGCCGACCGCUGCCCGCCGCCCCCACGGACGCUGCCCCCGGGUGCCUGCCAGGUGACCCGCUGCCAGGCCGACUCCGAGUGCCCGCGGCACCGACGCUGCUGCUACAAUGGCUGCGCCUACGCCUGCCUGGAAGCCGUGCCACCGCCGCCAGUUCUAGAUUGGCUUGUGCAGCCGAAACCCCGGUGGCUUGGUGGCAAUGGCUGGCUGUUGGAUGGGCCCGAGGAGGUAUUGCAAGCAGAGGUGUGCAGCACCACUGAGGACGGGGCAGAGCCGCUGCUGUGUCCCUCGGGCUACGAAUGCCACAUCUUGAACCCAGGUGACCCCGCUGAGGGUGUCCCCAACCGUGGGCAGUGUGUCAAGCAGCGCAGGCAGACAGAAGGGCGAUUCCUGCGACACAAGUCUUACAAAGAAUAUCCAGACGGUGACUCAAAGAAUGUGGCAGAACCCGGGAAGGGACAGCAGAGGCCCUUUCAGUAAAGCAAGGACAGGGCUGCCUGUGCAAGCGAAUCCCUCCACUUUCUGCUGAGAAAGUCAGGCAAACCGUGUGAGCCCAGAGGUCACACCCAACUGCACAGAACAUCACCCAGAGCUCCUGAGAGGUGGGACAGCUUGGCCCUCCCCAGCCUGCUGACUUGGUGUGAGUCCCUUACCAGCUCUGGGUCCCUCUUCAAGCACCCUGGAUGCACAUGCAGCUUCUAGGUGACUUUUGCAGAUUUUAACUUUGGAAUGCAUGUAUUCAUCCCAAAGGUUCUCGAAAUAAAUUCUCCCACCAUAUCAUGGAA